CAACUAUACCAAAAAUCUAAAUCCAAAGAGGUCUUGAACCGACCCAAGUUGUUUCUAACUGCACCAGCAGUUAUUUCAAUAAUAUGGCAUAACGGGGGGGAAACAAAAUUCAUUUGUAAUUACUAUGAGACGUACUUCUUAUACUUGAUUUUUUCGAAGCAUGCGCGAUCCAUCCGGAGUAGAGCGGUCGAUCUGCCUGAAAUGCAGAGCAGAAGACCGCGAAUGUCUGGAAUUCAUUCCUGACAAUCUAGAUACGGACGCCCUCGACAACGGCGACUUCUGCUGGGAAGAGCAGCAACGGGACUUAGCAACCACGAAGGUGCUGCCCUGCAUAUUGUAUGUUCACAGGCUUGAUAGGGUACGAUUUCAUGAUAAAUAGAUACUUUAUUUAUGUGAUUGGUUAUGGUUAAUAAUGUGAAGAAGACUAUCGUUAUCCUAAUGUUGGUUACUGAGCUUUGAUCUCGAUUUCCCUAUCCUCUACGUGUACACUCCUUGUUGCUUGGAUGGCAGAGACAACGAGUUUUUCUCGUAAACUUGAUCAACAUAAUACGCGAAGAGCUGUAAGUAAGUUGUUUGUAGGGAAGAUCGUGCGAUCGAUCUUCGUACUGUUAUUUUUUUGUUCUCUCUCAUAUACUGGAGAGCAUCAACGCAUACGAGGAGAGAACGUUUGUCGCGAACUCGAGCAAGAGCGCCUUAGCGCAAACGACCUCGCCGACACGGACACGGCGGCAGUCACUUGGCGCUAGUGGCCCUAGCUCUCCCCCACGCGGCCGCAGUAGCAUAUCAUCCCCGCUGCGUGGUCCGAAGGACGUCGCAGGUCAGUUGGGUAGUUCUGGUAGAAAAAGUCUGACAACUACUGCUCGUCGAGGAGCAGGUGACGAUGGAGGAGGUGAUUGCAGUGAUAUAAUCUGUGCAUCUGCGGCGGAUACUGUGAUCGCACCAUCCACGCUAAUACAGAAACGGGCGAAAAAUGAGGCCGUGAGUGGCAUCUGUGCAUGCGGCUGUCCGUCCGAAGAGCAUCGACGAGAGGUGCUCACGAAAAAAGAGCAAGUCGUGAUCGACUUUCUGCGGCCAUACUUCCAGAUGCUGAAGCUUAGCUACUCGGUGAUGCAAUCUGUGACCGACACGGUUUUCCUAGACAUCCCUCGAACAGAAUUCACCUACGGCGAAAUCUACGACGUCGCCUUCCUCCAGUUCCUGAACCGCCUGUGGCAGACGUACCACUCUAGCGAUGCGGAAAAAUCUAACAAGCUGGUUGAAGUGGAAGAUAAUCUGAAGCAGGAAGACAUCAAGGAAGAGACCAGGGCAGACAAAAUCGACGCUUCUUCAGCAACUGAGCCAGGAACGCCGUCACCUGUUCGAAAACGCAGGUCGGCUUUUACAGAGGACUACAACGAUAAGAAUAAGUGUAGUAGUGACAAUGACGUCACAUCGCCUUCGCACCAUUCAACUAGUGUGGGAUCAUCAACGUCUUUACUAGGAGGUGCAUCAACCCCAACUAGAAGUACAACUAGUGGCAUGAACAAAAUCAACUCAUCCGAAGAUGUUGGUGCAGGAGCAGCUCUGCCGCGCUCGCCCUUUCACGACCGACUCAGGACGACAUUCAAUGGGGGAUCAGGCGGCCGCGUCGUCGAUGAAAAUUGCUACUCAGGGUCGUUUGUAGACUUAGGAUGUGGGACCGGGAAGGCCUGUUUUCUGGCGACCUUGUGCCAGUGGCAAUUCCGGAAAUGCAUUGGCGUGGAGCUACUUCCCGGUCUACACGAAUUAGCGCAGCGCUUGUCGAAGAAAAUGCGCUUACCCAAUGCUAUGAAUCUUCUUGGGUUUUCUUUAAAUAUUUCGUUGGAGAUGGAGUGGGACGAGAGUUACUAGUUGUAGUUGUAGCUUUCUGGAUAAAAAUGAGUAUAAGGUGUAAAUUAGAUAGCACAUCCAUGCCACGUGCACGUCCAUGCGUGUUGCAAAAAACUAAAACUACAGAUUGUGAUCUCAUUGACCCACCGUCUAAAGUGAUCGAGUUCCAGUUAGGGGAUGUGCGCGAUUGUGUAGUUCCACCUGAUACGAAGCUUGUAUACGUGGCAAGCACCGUUUUUGGUCCCGAGCUCUUGUACGAUUUGCGGCACAAGGUUCUUUAUGGAAUAAUUCAAGUUUGAUCUUCUUCUUGUGGGGAGCAAAACAAGAAGAAUUCGUCGAAUUAUGUCAAACAAAACUCAUCUUCCGUCCUCUUGUUCCUGUUCAUCGUCCGUCCUCUUGUAUUUAACUCACCACUUUGUUCCUCUUCGUUUUUUUCUAAGCACCAAAUCGCUUGCCGCCCUCAUGCCUAAUCGUCACGCUGAAAAAUAAACUGCCUGACGUGGAGUUUUUAGAGGAGACCGAAAUUUUGGUGUCUUGGGGUUAUUCGCCAGCUUAUGUGUGCAGGAUUCCGCCAACAUAGAUUUGAUGACUCUGACAUGUUGCCUACUCGAAUACUCAAAAUAAGCGAGUUACUGACUGAAAUAAGAGAGUCUUGACUACAUUCCCCUUCUUUCAGCAUCUCCCUUAUUUUAAGUAGUUACUCGCUUAUUUCAGUUUUUCGAAUACAUGUUACCCGCUACAUGUAGUUGUCGAUACGCUUGGGCAUAUGUUCAUCGGGAUAUUCUACCUUGAAGAACUACAGGUGACCUAUACAUCGGCUUGUUUCCUUUUUUCCUAGGACAUCUGCGCGAUUUUUUCCAAUUUCAUCUUGUUCCGCACAUCGUUUUUCCGUCUCGUCAAUGAC
Molecule: messenger RNA, 2752 nt
Organism: Amoebophrya sp. A25
Lineage: Eukaryota; Dinophyceae; Syndiniales; Amoebophryaceae
Source: the annotation of a GenBank genome assembly